GGACGCGUAACAGUUAACAACACGUUCGGCCCAGCUCUAGUAACGUGUGUGUGUGUGUGUGUGUGUGCGUGUGCUUGUGCGUGCUCUACGUAUAAUUACAUUUGUAUUAACAUUGGCGCUAACGUUAACAUUCGCAUUAACAGCGACAUUUACAUCUAUUGUACAUUGUUCAAGCCGGGCUUUGUGCUCUUCCCAUUGUAUUUGAGCGCUGUGCUGUGUAAAAUCGCCAUUGUGAAGUCAACAAAUAACUAUUAGCAAACAUUUUUUUUUUAUUGUGAAUUUAUUUGAAGUGUAUGCGCGUGUGUGCGUGUUUGUAUGCGUUUAUCGGCCAACUAUACAUAUAGAAACUCAAAAUACAAAUACACGUUAUUAAAUUGAAAGCAAAGGCGAAAUCUAGCAUCGGAAGUGAUAAACUGUCGCGCAUCCACUAUCAUGGAUAAGUCCACGCUGACACAGAAGAAUUAUGCGAGCGUCUACAAUGAGACGACGAAGCCAAAGAAACCGAAACGUCGCGACAAGAGCGAUCUGGGUCCCGAUUUCGUGGCGCCCGAUGGCGGCUGGGGCUGGGUCAUCUGUGUGGCUGCGGGCUUGAAUAAUUUCUUUAUGUUUCCGGCACUGCAGCAGUACGGUCUGAUCUACCGGGCGCGUAUGUCGACGCUGGGCUUCGAUGCCAAGGAGACGACGAUCAUUGUGAAUGUGGUGAUGACGCUGUCUUCGCUAGUGGGCAUUGUCAAUGGAGCAAUGUUUCGGCGCUUCACCUUCCGCCAGGUGGCGCUGGCGGGCACAACCCUUGGCUUUUUGGGCAUCUUCGGUUCGGCCUUCUGCGUCACCUUCUGGCAGUACAUCAUCUGCCUGUCGCUGAUCUAUGGUGUGGGCCUGGGUCUGGCCAUGGCCGCCGUCUCGCUGGCCGUGAACACAUACUUUAAGCACAGCCGCCGGCGAGCCACCGGCUUCUCGUGGACCAUCACGGGCCUGGGACCCAUCAUCUUUCCGUACGUGUCCACCUUUCUGCUGGACUACUACGGUUCGCUGGGCACGAUUUUGGUGUAUGCCGGCAUCGCGUUCAAUGCGGUGCUCUGCGCCCUUACGCUGCAGCCGGUGAUGCGGCAUGUGCGCAAGCCGGAGAAGCCCGAGCCCGACAGCGUCGAUCCCAAGGAGCAGCCAGAGCUGCUCGAGGCCAAUGGCAAUCUGCUGUCCACGGGCAGCGAUCCGUGGAGCGACUACGAGUGCAAGUACUGCCAGUACCAGAGGCGCGCCAAGCGUGGCAUCUUCUCCUCGCAGUACCUCUUCAAUGACGACGAUCCCGACCAACCCGGCUACGAGAUCACAGAUCCAGGCACACCCAUGCUGGCGCGUGCCAACGACGGUUGGUUCGGCUCCAAGUUGUCGCUGGCCUCCGAGCGGCGGCAGGUGCUGCUGCGUCAGGCCUCUGUCAGUGUCGUGGCGUCGGCGGCCACCAAAUUGAGUCGCGACAACUUGGACAAACUGGAGGAGGCCAACGAGGCGGACCGGCUGCAGCGGCAGCAGGAGUCGGCCGUGGGUCUAUCCAAGCCGAACUACUUCAGUCGGGAACGCGGCGACCUCGGCCGGUAUGCGAGCAAGGCGAGCAUCUACUCCAAGCCAGGCGGCGAGGAGCUGCUGCGCUGCACUUGCGCCGAGGACAAGGCGGUGCUGGAGAAAUCGGCCGCGGCGCUGCGCCUCCAGGAGCAGGCGCUGCAGGCCGCCGUCGAGGCCGAGGAGGUGGCCAAGCGCAAAAUGAAGUUUCGCCAGAAGGUGGCCAAAUUCUUCGAUCUGGAUCUGCUGCGCAAUGUGACCUUUGUCAAUCUGGUCAUCGGCAUGAGCAUCAUGAUGUUCGGCGAGAUGAACUUCUCGGUGCUCACGCCGUUCAUCCUGGACAGCUAUGGGUAUACGAACGAGCAGUGCUCCCUGGUCAUGUCGCUGCUGGCCUGCAUGGACAUCUCGGUGCGCUUCCUGGCCCCGCUCUUUCUCGAGAAGGUGAACCUGGACAAUCGGGUGCUAUUCGCCUUCGGCAUCGUUUGCAUCGCUGUCGGCCGCGUCAUCGUCACCAUGGCCUCGUCCUACAACGUGAUCGUGGCCGUCUUUCUGCUCAUCGGCUUCGGCAAGGGCUUCCGCACCAUAUUCUCCCCACUGAUCAUACCCAGCUAUGUGCCGCUGCGUCGCCUGCCCGCCGCCUCCGGACUGCAGCUGAUCUUCAACACGCUCUUCUCCUUCGCCAUGGGACCCCUGCUGGGCGUCAUCACCAACGCCUAUGGCUACAGCGCCACCAUUCACUGCAUCAACACCCUCACCGCCGUCGCCCUGCUCAUGUGGAUCGCCGAGUCAGCGAUCCGACGUGCGCUCGGCAAGCCGUACAGCCCACCGGAACAGUAACGGUCAGCUGGGGCAGCCCUGCUGCAACAGAGCUACUUAUGCGGCCCACCACUGUAGACCAGUUGGCCCAGGUCAAAUCUACAUCCAUUUUAAUUACCUUGUCUAUAGUAUUAUCCUAAGCAAUUCGCAUUAGUUUCGGCUCGUAAGCUCAUAGCAUAAGUUGCUAGAACUUAAGUGAUAUUACCUAGCGUAAUACACGAUUUCAUACAC
This is a messenger RNA of Drosophila arizonae, 2601 nucleotides long. It is a transcript of the gene out, whose product is annotated as outsiders. Gene Ontology annotation, molecular function: monocarboxylic acid transmembrane transporter activity. Gene Ontology annotation, biological process: monocarboxylic acid transport; transmembrane transport. NCBI's taxonomy places the organism in Eukaryota, Metazoa, Arthropoda, Insecta, Diptera, Drosophilidae. The record is from RefSeq and is a predicted model, not a curated record.